GCGGGGCCGUGUGCAAAGAUUCCCAGUGCCGAAUGCAGUGUGAUGAGUGAGAGGGUGCCAAUUGGUUGGAAGGAUGUAGGUAAACAAGAGCAAAUAUAUAUCCAGCAGCGUGCAGCCUGCCCGAGUUCUGAAGCCAGCUGCUGGACUUGGCUGGCAGCCUUUCACCGAACUGGCUCCGGAGCAGAGGGGACUCUGCAGGACUGAGCACAGCAGGUGGCCUGCCCCUGCUACUUAGGGGGACACUUUUAAAGCAUUUGCUCCUCCCAUGACCAGGUAGUGUGGUGAGGGUGAACUGCUUGCUCGAAUGGUGGGUAAAGGUGUGACUGUGGACACUGCGAUGGAGGAAGCUGGGGGUGAGACGCCCAGGAGCCCUGAGCCGUCCUUCCUGGCGACCCUGGGUGACCCACAGGUGACCCUGGUGUCCGUCCACAAGCGGUGGUCCUUCAGGAGGAACCCUGGGGCCAGGGGCUCCAGCAGGCCAGUGACUUCGGAGGAGGAAGGAGAGUGUUCACAGAAGGUUUUGAAUGGAACACGGGGAAUCCGUUCCAAUCAGAUCUUGUCUAAACUUUCUUUGCCCGCUCGUGCCCGGGAGCCAGCGAUGAAGCAGAGUUUUGCCUUUGACAAUGUCGGCUACGAAGGCGGCCUGGACACUGUGGACCCCCCUCAGACGGCCACCGGCACCAUCAGCAUUUCGGGCAUGACUUGCCAGUCAUGUGUAAAGUCUAUCGAGGGCAGGAUUUCCAGCCUGAAAGGCAUCGUGAGCAUUAAGGUUUCCCUGGAACAGGGCAGUGCAACGGUGAGGUAUGUGCCGUCCAUCCUGAGCCUGCCGCAGAUUUGCCAUCACAUUGAGGACAUGGGCUUUGAGGCCAGUGUUGCAGAGGGAAAGGCUGCCUCCUGGCCCUCGAGGUCCUCGCCGGGCCUCGAGGCUGUGGUCAAGCUUCGGGUGGAAGGCAUGACCUGCCAGUCCUGCGUCAGCUCCAUCGAAGGCAAGCUCGGGAAACUGCAAGGAGUAGUGAGAGUCCGAGUGUCCCUCAGCACCCAGGAGGCAGUUAUUACAUACCAGCCUUACCUGAUUCAGCCCCAGGACCUCAGGGACCAUGUCAGUGACAUGGGCUUUGAAGCUGUCAUCAAGAACAAAGUGGCGCCCGUAAGCCUGGGACCCAUCGAUAUCGGGCGCUUACAGAGCACCAAUCCAAAGACCCCUUUGGCAUCUGAUAACCAGUCUCUCAAUAACUCUGAGACCUCAGAGCACCAAGGGAGCCACACAGUCACCCUGCAACUGAGAGUAGAUGGAAUGCACUGUACGUCUUGUGUCAUGAAUAUUGAAGAAAACAUAGGCCAGCUCCCCGGGGUUCAAAGUGUUCAAGUGUCCUUGGAGAGCAGACUGGCCCAAGUACAGUAUGACCCUUCUCGUGUCACCGCCACCGCCCUGCAGAGGGCCAUCGAAGCGCUUCCACCUGGGAACUUCAAAGUCUCUCUUCCUGAUGGUAUGACAGGAAAUGGGACAGGUCGCAGGUCUUCCAACCGUGUUGUCCCUGCCCCCACGCCGAGACCCCAGGUGCAGGGGGUGUGCGAUACUGUGGUGCUCGCCAUUGCUGGCAUGACCUGUGCAUCCUGUGCCCAGUCCAUCGAAGGCCUCAUCUCCCAAAGGGAAGGGGUACAGCGGAUAUCGGUCUCUGUGGCUGACGGGACUGGCGUGGUUCUCUAUGAUCCGUCUGUUACUAACCCGGAAGAACUCCGAGCUGCUGUUGAAGAAAUGGGAUUUGAGGCUUCAGUCAUUUCUGAAAACUAUUCCACCAACCAUGUUGGAAACCACAGUGCGGGGACUUCCCCAGCGCCCCCCGAAGCUGGCGUUCCUGUGUCUGUACAGGAAGUGGCUCCCUGUGUCGGGGGGCUCCCUAAAAACCACAACUCCGGCUCCUCGUCCAAGCCCCCACAGGCCUCUACCACGGUGGCUCCCCAGAAGUGCUUUCUACAGAUUGGAGGCAUGACCUGUGCAUCCUGUGUGUCCCACAUAGAGAAGAGCCUGCAGAAGGAAGCAGGUAUUCUGUCAGUGCUGGUUGCCCUCAUGGCUGGGAAGGCAGAGGUCAAGUAUAACCCAGAAGUCAUCCAGCCCCUGGAGAUAGCUCAGCUCAUCCAGGACAUGGGCUUUGAGGCGACAGUAAUGGAAGACUACACGGGCUCCGAUGGCGACCUCGAACUCAUUAUCACGGGGAUGACAUGUGCGUCCUGUGUUCACAACAUUGAGUCCAGACUCACAAGGACAAACGGCAUCACCUACGCCUCUGUGGCCCUUGCCACCAGCAAAGCCCACGUGAAAUUUGAUCCUGAAAUUAUCGGUCCACGGGAUAUUGUCCGAAUUAUCGAGGAAAUCGGCUUUCAUGCUUCCCCGGCCCAGAGAAACUCCGGCGCCCAUCACUUGGACCACAAGGUGGAAAUAAAGCAGUGGAGGAAGUCUUUCCUGUGCAGCCUGGUGUUCGGCAUCCCCGUCAUGGGUCUCAUGAUCUACAUGCUGGUGCCCAGCCAUGAGCCCCACGAGGCCAUGGUCCUGGACCGCAACAUCAUUCCGGGACUGUCCAUCCUCAAUCUCAUCUUCUUUAUCUUGUGUACCUUUGUCCAGCUCCUCGGCGGGUGGUACUUCUACGUCCAGGCCUACAGGUCUCUGAAGCAUGGGACAGCCAACAUGGACGUGCUCAUCGUGCUGGCUACCACCAUCGCCUACACCUACUCAUUUGUCAUCCUAGUGGUGGCCGUAGCCGAGAAGGCGGAGAGGAGCCCUGUCACCUUCUUCGACACCCCCCCCAUGCUCUUUGUGUUCAUUGCCCUGGGGCGGUGGCUGGAACAUGUGGCAAAGAGCAAAACCUCAGAAGCCCUUGCCAGACUCAUGUCUCUCCAAGCCACAGAAGCCACCGUUGUCACCCUUGGUGAGGACAACUUGAUUGUCAGGGAGGAGCAGGUGCCCAUGGAGCUGGUGCAGCGGGGCGACGUCAUCAAGGUUGUCCCCGGGGGGAAGUUCCCAGUGGAUGGGAAAAUCCUGGAAGGCAACACCAUGGUGGACGAGUCCCUCAUCACAGGAGAAGCCAUGCCUGUCACGAAGAAACCCGGAAGCAUAGUGAUUGCUGGGUCUAUAAAUGCACAUGGCUCUGUACUCGUUAAUGCCACUCACGUGGGCAAUGACACCACAUUGGCUCAGAUUGUGAAAUUGGUAGAAGAGGCUCAGAUGUCAAAGGCACCCAUUCAGCAACUGGCUGACCGGUUUAGUGGGUAUUUUGUCCCAUUUAUCAUCAUCAUUUCAACGCUGACGUUGGUGGUAUGGAUUAUAAUCGGUUUUAUCGAUUUUGGUGUUGUUCAGAAAUACUUUCCUACCCACAGCAAGCACAUCUCCCAGGCAGAGGUGAUCAUCCGGUUUGCGUUCCAGACGUCCAUCACGGUGCUGUGCAUCGCUUGCCCCUGCUCCCUGGGCCUGGCCACGCCCACGGCGGUCAUGGUGGGCACCGGGGUGGCCGCCCAGAAUGGCAUCCUCAUCAAAGGAGGCAAGCCUCUGGAGAUGGCCCACAAGAUAAAGACCGUGAUGUUUGACAAAACUGGCACCAUCACCCAUGGGGUCCCCAAAGUCAUGAGGGUCCUCCUGCUCGUGGAUGUGGCCAUGAUGCCCCUCAGGAAGGUUCUUGCUGUGGUGGGGACUGCAGAGGCCAGCAGCGAGCACCCCUUGGGCGUGGCAAUCACCAAGUAUUGUAAAGAGGAAUUGGGAACCGACUCCUUGGGAUACUGCACGGACUUCCAAGCAGUGCCCGGCUGUGGAAUCGGCUGCAAAGUCAGUAGUGUGGAGGGCCUCCUGGCCCACAGCGAGAGCCAGCAGAGCAAACAGGCGGCUCCCCCAAGCAGGGCUGGCAGCGCUCCCGAGGAAAUAGACGGGACCCCCCAGACCUUCUCUGUGCUCAUCGGGAACCGCGAAUGGAUGAGGCGCAACGGCCUAACCAUUUCCAGCGACGUCAGUGACGCGAUGGCGAAUCAUGAGCUGAAAGGCCAGACGGCCGUGCUGGUGGCCAUUGACGGCGUGCUCUGUGCCAUGAUCGCCAUCGCCGACGCAGUCAAGCAGGAGGCAGCCCUGGCCGUGCACACGCUGAAGAGUAUGGGUGUGGACGUGGUUCUGAUCACAGGGGACAACCGGAAGACGGCCAGAGCCAUCGCCACCCAGGUUGGUAUCAACAAAGUCUUUGCAGAGGUGCUACCUUCUCACAAGGUGGCCAAGGUCCAGGAGCUCCAGAAUGAAGGGAAGAAAGUUGCCAUGGUAGGAGACGGGGUUAAUGACUCACCGGCCUUGGCCCAAGCUGAUGUGGGCAUUGCCAUCGGGACAGGCACGGAUGUCGCCAUCGAGGCUGCUGACGUUGUCCUCAUUAGAAACGAUUUGCUCGAUGUGGUGGCUAGCAUUCACCUCUCCAAGAGGACCGUCUGGAGAAUACACCUCAACCUGGUGCUGGCGUUGAUUUAUAACCUGAUCGGAAUACCCAUCGCGGCAGGGGUCUUCAUGCCCAUCGGCAUCGUGCUGCAGCCGUGGAUGGGCUCGGCGGCCAUGGCGGCCUCCUCUGUGUCUGUGGUUCUCUCAUCGCUGCAGCUCAAGUGCUAUAAGAAGCCUGACCUGGAGCGGUAUGAGGCCCAGGCCCAGGGCCGCAUGAAGCCCCUGACGGCGUCGCAGGUGAGCGUGUACAUCGGCAUGGAUGACCGGCGGCGGGACUCCCCGAGGGCCACACCCUGGGACCAGGUCAGCUUCAUCAGCCAGGUGUCUCUGUCCUCCCUGAAGUCCGACAAGCUGUCUCGACACAGUGCUGCGGCUGAUGAUGGUGGGGACAAAUGGUCUCUGCUCCUGAACGACAGAGAUGAGGAGCAGUGCAUCUGAAAGCUGCAGGCGGGUGGAGACCCAGGGGUCCAUCUCCUCACUGAGUAGCUGGUCUGGCUUCCCCGGGGACCGAGGCUCGGGCCGAACAGGCACAGCUCCAGCAGCAAGAUGGGCGAAGCUCCCCUCCAGCCCUGGGGACUUCCACUCCCUCCUGGAGAUGGCUGGUCAUCCCUCCUAGCAUGGGUGGUGCCCCUAUGUGGCUCCUGGGUCACCCACCUCCCCGUCCCCACUGGGAUCCCAGUGGCACAGGGGCCAGGCUUCCCGGCCUGACCAUGCUGUGGGCCUGGGCUUGUCGGGAACCUUGCUGGACUCUAGCAGAGCAGAGGACGGCCAGCCUUCCUCACAGGCCUCUGCUUUAGUGUUUGGAACGACUACUUGUAAAACGAGGAAAAUCUCAUCGGGACCAAAAACUUAGCUGGGCCUUUCCUCACGAGAAGCCUCGUGUUGGGUUCUUUUUGACAACACCCACAUGAUUGCGUAUCUGAGACCACAGUUUACCUCAAAUACACCCCACUGAUGUCUGCCGGCA
This is a messenger RNA of Mustela lutreola (European mink), 5426 nucleotides long. It is a transcript of the gene ATP7B, whose product is annotated as ATPase copper transporting beta. The record is from RefSeq and is a predicted model, not a curated record. The transcript is spliced from 21 exons. Gene Ontology annotation, biological process: monoatomic cation transport; copper ion homeostasis. Gene Ontology annotation, molecular function: ATP binding; P-type divalent copper transporter activity; copper ion binding. Gene Ontology annotation, cellular component: perinuclear region of cytoplasm; trans-Golgi network; membrane. Lineage: Eukaryota; Metazoa; Chordata; Mammalia; Carnivora; Mustelidae. The coding region runs from base 305 to 4897 and encodes 1530 amino acids.